GCCUUUUGGGAUCACUGCGGCCAAGCAGAAUGGAUUGGUUUCACUGCAACCGGUGUUUCCGAAAAGAUGGGGCCCAUUUCUUUGUCACCAGCUGUGGCCAUAUUUUCUGUAAAAAGUGUGUGACUCUGGAAAAAUGUGCUGUUUGUGGAACUGCCUGCAAGUAUCUGGCUCUUUCUGAUAAUCUGAAACCUCAGGAGAAGAUGUACUUCAAAAGCCCUGUGGAUACAGCUUUGCAGUAUUUUAGUCACAUCUCUCAGGUGUGGAGUUUCCAGAAGAAGCAAACAGAUCUCCUCAUCGCCUUUUAUAAGCAUAGAAUUACCAAGUUAGAAGCUGCCAUGCAGGAGGCACAGCAAACGCUGACUAACCAGGACAAAGAGCUGUCAGUCUUAAGGAAAGAGAAUGGAGAACUGAAGAAAUUGCUUGCCAUCAUAAAGGAAUCUCCAAGUUGGUACCAAGGAAGCAGGUCAACCACACCUCGACCAGUGGGCAUUACUUCUCCAUCACAGUCAGUUACUCCACGACCCAGUUCUCAGCAUAGCAGCCAAGUGGUCAGUCGGUCCUCCUCAGUGGAGUCUGUCCCUUAUAGAGUGGCUGGCUUUAGUAACUUGGGACAGGGAGCCAGAGCGCUGCAGGGAAGGAGCACUCCAAGAGACUCUUUUACUGAAACCCCUUCACCAGCUUCCACUCACAGCCUAUCUUAUAGACCUUCAUCUACCUCCUCCGGACAGGGGAUUUUUUCUUUCAGACCAUCCCUAAGUGGUGGGGAUUCAGGUCAAGCAGGAGUCCUCACCCCCAAUAAUUCAGGUCAGAGGGAGAGCAGAACCACACUAGAGGGUCUUCCUGGUUUCCAGCUACCAGCCCUACAGAAUCUCUACCAACAGAGGCAGAUGGGAUUAGCCAGGGGGAGAGAAGCAUGGAACACUCCCAGAUAGACCAUCUUCAAGAUCUGAUCUAUACAUACUGCUGAAGGACGGACGGUAGCAUCUCAUACUCAUUUAGGUGUGAUGGCCUUGGAAAAUGUACCCCUACCUUGUUUCCUGGUUUCACUCUGUACCUUCUCUCUCUCAAUCUUAACCCUAUACACCCUGUAUUACUUCCUACGAAAAUGGUCAGGUCAGAGCUUCAGGAAGAUGUUUAUAUCUCUCCUACAAGAUACAGAUAGCUCCCUUAUUUCCUGCAACUUGAAACAAGGUUAUAAAAACAAUUCUUGGCAUCAUUGGGGGUGGGGGGUGGGGUGAUAUACUUAUUAACCAUGUUUUAUUUCUGGAUUUCACUUUUUAGCUUUGGAUAUAUUCUCCCACUGCCGAUGUUAACAAGCCACAACACUGUUCCUUGCCCUAAUUUAUUAUACUUUUUCUAUUUGCCUAUUGUUUCCUCUGUGCCUAGUUACUAUUAAAUACGUUGAUUUUCCUUUCUGUUUGGUAACGGUUGGAGACACAGGCUUACUAAAGUACACAGAUAA
Molecule: messenger RNA, 1462 nt
Organism: Balaenoptera musculus (blue whale)
Lineage: Eukaryota; Metazoa; Chordata; Mammalia; Artiodactyla; Balaenopteridae
Gene: RNF212B
Product: ring finger protein 212B
Exons: 15
Coding region: 30-932 (300 amino acids)
Biological process (GO): reciprocal meiotic recombination; homologous chromosome pairing at meiosis; protein sumoylation
Cellular component (GO): synaptonemal complex
Molecular function (GO): SUMO transferase activity
Source: RefSeq, a predicted model, not a curated record